Thunnus maccoyii (southern bluefin tuna) is the source of this 2902-nucleotide messenger RNA. It is a transcript of the gene stxbp6, whose product is annotated as syntaxin binding protein 6 (amisyn). Gene Ontology annotation, cellular component: plasma membrane; exocyst. The transcript has 6 exons. Gene Ontology annotation, molecular function: phosphatidylinositol-4,5-bisphosphate binding. Gene Ontology annotation, biological process: Golgi to plasma membrane transport; exocytosis; regulation of SNARE complex assembly. The record is from RefSeq and is a predicted model, not a curated record. Bases 386 to 1018 code for a protein of 210 amino acids. Lineage: Eukaryota; Metazoa; Chordata; Actinopteri; Scombriformes; Scombridae.
CGGGUUUGUGUGUCUGGGAACCUGCUACUGGUUUCCCCAUCCACACUCCACACACACUCACUCACAGUCACAGACGGUCGCUCCACAGAAACGGCAGCAGGAAAAACAAACUCUUCUCCCGCCGCGGCUCAGAAAGCAACAACUGUCGCAGAAGUGAAGUCGACGCGAUGUUAAUCCCGAAAUGCUACCGUUUAGUCUGAGUGGACAGCUAACAAUAAGGAAGAGGCUGCUGAAAAGUGGGUGAACUGUGACAGCUGGAGAAAUUAACCGACGGAUUUGUGGACCGCACGUGGGGGAAAAGCAUCGUUGUAACACAUUGCGAAGAGUGGGUCUCGUCCUCUCCACUUAACUGCGUGCCAGCCCUUCACUCCUGCCUACUUCAGAGAUGAGUGCCAAAUCAGCCAUCAACAAGGAGGUCUUCACACCCCACAACGAGAAGAUGCUUGCUGCUGUGCAGGUGAGGCGGAGGACCAAGAAGAAGAUCCCCUUCCUGGCCACCGGUGGUCAGGGAGACUACAUGACCUUCAUCUGCCUCUCAGUGACAAAUAAGAAACCAUCCCAUGUAUCGAUCACAAAGGUGAAGCAAUUCCAAGGAUCUUCUGCCUUUGUAAAAAGGUCACAGUGGACAAUCGACCAGCUACGACAGGUCAAUGGCAUUGACCCUAACAAAGACUGUCCAGAGUUUGACCUGAUGUUCGAGAAUGCUUUUGACCAGUGGGUUGCUGGUUCAGCAGGAGAGAAGUGCACCUUUGUCCAGAUUCUUCACCACACCUGUCAGCGCUACAGCUCUGCCCGGAAACCAGAGUUCGUCAACUGUCAGUCCAAACUGCUGGGGGGUAACAGUAUACUACAUUCAGCUGCAGACAGUGUGACGAGUGCUGUACAGAAGGCCAGCCAGGCUCUGAAUGAACGUGGGGAGCGAUUAGGUCGGGCUGAGGAGAGGACUGCAGACAUGAUGAACAGUGCUGAACAGUUCGCUGUCACAGCACACAAGCUUGCCAUGAAGCACAAGUGUUAAACCACUGCCAAAACCAACUGGGCUGGGGGGUCACCAAUCGCCAGUCGCUGUACAGGAGAAGGAUUCCAGAUUUUAUUCUUUUUAAAAAAAUUUUAAUGAGUACUAUUUGUUAACAAUGUUAACAUUCUAAUGUUUUUUGGCUAUUGUAUUCUGGUGCAUCUUGUUCUUAUCAAUGGGGACACAGCUAGCAGAAGGGAGGAGGAGAGGUAAACAUAGCUACUGUACUUUAGACUGUCAACAGAAUGUGUCACGCUUCUGUUUGCCAAAACAGUUACAAGCCACAGCCAUGACUGUACUUGAUAACUAUGGUCACCGUAAACCCUUUCCCUUUUCACUCAGACACUAAUGUGAGUGUACACAUGCUGACAAGUUAUUAUCAGCUAUCACUCCAAGACAAGGAAUGGCUUGUCUCACAGAUUAUUAAUUGUUUACUGUUAUUUAUGAGCACUGCAGUGAUUAUGCAGUCUGAUUAAUGAGUGACAGGCCCUCUCAUGGGUUUCACAGGUGUUGACUUAAGAGUGGGUGGCAAUGCACCACACAAAUAACAGAUACAUACCUAAAGACAGGCUAGACGUUCCUGUGGGAUGUCAGACGAAAUUAAUACUCACAUCUGUGCUACUAACACAGAGAAAACAUCAACUCUACCCCUAAACAUCAAUAAAUCCCCAAGUAUUAAUUUUCAGUUUAAUAAAUAAUAAUAUCUCUCUUUUGACUGUUUGGACGUGUCACUCUUUAGAUCUGUUGUUUUGUCCAUCAUUUCAAAAUGUAUGAAAGCAGUAUUAGUCAAAAGUGUGUCCAACAUUUUAUUUUGUAAACUGCAGGUGAGAAAGAAUCGAGUGACUUGGUUUGGGUAACACAGUAAAUGAGAACAGUGAAAAGUUUUAACCCUCUGUUAGACUUGUCUACCAUUCAAAACAACCAAAACUAAAUGGAAAAUGUUUGCCAGCAUUUUUGUAAGUGUACUUGAAGAACUCUGUUUUGAGAAUAAGCUUUUUUUUCUUUCAGAAAAUUAAUUUAUGUUAAAGGGGGGGCAUUUCAGUAAACCAGCUUCUGCAUUGUAAAAAGCAAAACAUGUAAUUCUUCUAGUACUAUUAUCAAUGUCUGUAGAGCUAAUGUGUCCCAUGAACGUGGGAUGUUUUAAAUUACUCCUGGCUGUAUUUCAAAUUAAAUCACUCAGUAGUCAUAUCUUGUGCUUUUUAGUAUAAUUGGGUUGGUCAUUAUAAUGAUCUAUAUACUGGUAGCUAAUGGACAAAAUAUCACAAAUAGCAACAGCGCAGUGUCGUACUUUAUCUGUUGUCAGUGCUCUCUAACUGACUGUGACUUUGGCUUCCUCACUGGCAAGACACCACCCUCACAAUGGAGAUGUAUUUGAUUUUUUUAAUUUUUUUUUAUACAUUUUAAUUUUAUAAUUCAUGAUGUUACAAUGCACUGACAACUUUAUCUUGCAGAGCACUGUGGAGUUCUUAAUGAAACGUUCCAGUUGCCUAAAUCUUAGUGUGCUUUUAUUCCUCUCUAACACUUUGGAUGUUCAUUGUUUUAAUAAAAAUAUAUAUAUACAGUAUAGAAAAAUGAAUUUAUAUUAUUGUGUCAUUUUUAUAACCAGCUUUAACAGUCUCAUCAAAGAAUGGUAUCAGAAGUUGUACAUUUAUUUUGUUGGGUGUUAUUGUAUUUGCGUGUUUUACUUGUAGAUAUUCCCUACUCAUAAACAAUAAGCUGCCAAAAAGCUAACAGUGUCUCAAGGUUCGUUAUGUCAUUCUUUCUAUCUGAUGUUCUCAGUCAAUGCCUCAACAAUGCUUAUACACUGAUUUCAGCUCUCUUUAACACUGUAACAUGUAAAAUAAAGUCCAAUCCACAAUCAAAAUAAAGUGGUUCUUUAUUAGUGCC